AUUGUUAGGCUCUCGCAUGGAAUGACUCUGAUUUUUCUUUUUUAACCAGGAUUGAUCGUAAGAUGUCAAGUGCUCACACCAACUACAAACUGGAUGAGGCCCAGGCGAUAAUGAGUGAGCUCCGGACCAUCAAGAAAGCCAUUUGCACAGGAGAGAAGGAGAGGCGGGACCUGAUGCAGAGCCUGGCCAAGCUGACCGAUGGCUUCAAGAACAGCUUUUCUCUUAGCGACCCUCCGCAAGAGUUCCCUCACAGUCCAGGUGUGCUUGGCGAUUCCUUACCUCAACAGUUCUGCGAUGCUGGGUCUCAGACUGACAUCAUUGGAGAGUUUGUCUUUGAUGAUAAAACAAGACUUGUAGACCGAGUCAGGCUUAAUUGGCAGUAUGAGGAAGCCAGAAAGAGAGUGUCGACGAUUCAGCAGCAGCUGGCCCAGCUUGAUAACGAGUCGUGGCCGGGCCUGGCCGAGGCCGACAGGGACCGGCUGCAGCUCCUCAAGGAGAAGGAAGCCCUGCUUCAAGAGCUGCAGCUCAUCAUUCAGCAGAGAAGGCCGGUGGAAGACGUGGCCCGGCUGGAGGAGGAAAGGAGGCGCCUGGAGGAGGAGAUCCAGCGAGCCCGGGCCACGUCGGUGCAGGGCGCCACGGAAAGGAUUCUACUUCAAGAAAAAAGAAAUUGUCUACUUAUGCAGCUGGAAGAAGCUACCCGCCUAACGUCCUAUCUCCAGUCCCAGUUAAAAAGCCUGUCCGCCAGCACCCUGACUGUGUCUUCGGGGAGCAGCCGCGGGUCCCUGGCCUCCAGCCGGGGCUCGCUCGCCUCCAGCCGCGGGUCCUUGAGCUCUGUCAGCUUCACCGACAUCUACGGCCUCCCGCAGUACGAGAAACCCGACGCCGAGUGUGGCCAGCUUCUGCGCUUCGAUCUCAUUCCCUUCGACUCCCUGGGACGAGAUGCCCCCUUCUUAGAUUCCCCGGUCCCCUCGGGCUUCCACAAGCAGAGGCGCUCCCUGGACACGCCGCAGUCCCUGGCAUCCCUGUCCUCCCGCUCCUCCCUGUCCUCUCUGUCUCCCCCGAGCUCGCCCUUGGACACGCCCUUCCUCCCGGCCUCGCGCGACUCCCCCUUGGCCCAACUGGGGGACAGUUUCGAGGUGCCCGGCCUGGGCGCCCUCGACAGACUGCGGGCUCAGGCCUGUGCUUUGGGGGACGAAGACUUGCAGGGCACGGCAUCCCUUCAGCCGCACGGGUUCCCCGGGGAUGGGGAAGGACCUCGCGAGCGCGGACCCCAAGUGACCGCCGCUCCCACGGCUGCAACAGUGACUCUUCGAGAAGACAGUGCCAAGAGGUUGGAGAGGAGAGCGCGCCGAGUGUCUGCAUGCCUGUCGGAUUAUUCGCUAGCCAGCGAUAGCGGGGUAUUUGAGCCUCCGACCAAAAGGAGUGAGGAUACUGACGAGUCUGCACACGGAGACGCUUGUGGGAAUGAAGGGCCCCAGAUCCACGUUGGAUUUUUGCUCGACAGCGCCGGCGAGUGUCUUCUUGUGAACGUGCUCCAACUGAAGAAUUUUGCGGGGCUGGUCAUGAAGGAAGACUGCAAGAUACACAUCCGCGUCUAUUUGCCGCCGAUCGACUCUGGCACCCCAAACACUUACUGCUCUAAGGCUCUGGAAUUCCAGGCCCCCCUGGUAUUUAAUGAAAUUUUCAGAAUCCCUGUGCAUUCAAGCAUGUUGACGUUGAAGUCACUUCAAUUAUAUAUAUGUUCAGUGAAUCAGCAGCUGCAGGAAGAACUGCUGGGCAUUGCUCAGAUCAACCUGGCCGACUACGACGGGUCCAGCGAGAUGCAGCUGCGCUGGUACGCGGUGCAGGUGUUCAGCAGCUGCGGGCCGCCCAGGGCGAGGGAGAGCGAGCAGCCGGGGGGUGCCGCCGGGGACCCCGCACAAGCUGCCGCCGUGGGAAAGACGGACGCGGUGACGGCGCUGCUGGCCAGAACCACAGCCCAGCUGCAGGCCGUGGAGCGCGAGCUGGCCGAGGAGCGGGUGAAGCUGGAGUACACGGAGGACGAGGUCCUCGAGAUGGAGCGGAAGGAGGAGCUCGCCGAGGCCGUGUCCGAGAGGAGUUGGCAGGCCGACUCCGUGGACAGCGGCUGCAGCAGCUGCGCCCAGACCAGCCCCCCACACCCGGAGCCCUGCUGCGUUGGCGUCGACCCCCUCCAUGGACACGCAUUUGCUGGCCAGGCCGAUCCCUACAGCCCCAAGAAACUUCAGCCUCCACCUCUGAAGGUCGAUAAAGAAACCAACACAGAAGAUGUCUUCCCAGAAGAAGUAGCGAGUCUUCCGAAGGAGAGGCCCAGCCGCAGGGCUCGCGGGUCGCCUUUCGUUCGGAGUAGCACAAUUGUGCGUUCGCAGACCUUCUCCCCUGGGGCACGAAGCCAGUACGUUUGCAGACUUUAUCGUAGUGACAGCGACAGUUCGACGCUGCCCCGGAAGUCCCCGUUUGUCCGAAACACCCUGGAAAGACGGACCCUCCGCUAUAAGCAGCCCUGCAGGUCCUCCCUGGCCGAGCUCAUGGCCCGCACCUCCCUGGACCUGGAGCUGGAUCUCCAGGCCUCCCGAACGCGGCAGAGGCAGCUGAACGAGGAGAUCUGCACCCUGCGUGAACUGAGGCAGCGGCUAGAAGACGCGCAGCUCCGGGGCCAGACGGACCUCCCCCACUGGGUGCUGCGGGACGAGCGAUUCCGGAGCCUGCUGAAGGAAGCAGAGAGGCAGACAAGACAGACCCAACCUGACUUCCAUCAAGAACAGGCAGCUGAGAAGAUGCUGAAGAAGGCCUCCAAAGGGGUCUGCCAGCUGCGUGGGCAGAAGCGCAGAGAGCCCAUCCAGGUGCAGACCUUCAGGUAGGGAAGGCCGCAGGCCCCACUUGCUUGCUUUCCUUUCACUGCCAUACCUUCGCCGUCAUAGAAAGGGAGUAUUUUUAAAAAACCCACGGGCAGUUCAGAAUAAAACCAGAAUCCCCACUGCUAAGAGCAUUUUGACUUGUUCUUCUCUUGAUCCUUUUUGUCUAGACACUGGUUUUCUUCAUGCUGCUUGUCAUAAUGCGGCUUCGAGUUUGCAUUUUGCUUUUUUUUUUUAAUAAAAAUACCCUGUGUUUCCGCAUAAUCUGUUGUCUUUUUUGGCUGUAAUGUUUCAUCUAAGAUAUAAUUUGCCUAACUACUCUAUUUUAUAACCUUCCUUCCAAAUACUUGCUAUUGUGAACAAUAUAUAUCUAUUCACACGUAUUACCUUUGCCUUUUUACCUAACUUUUGAUUGAAGCAUAACAGACGUACAGGAAAGCGUGCAUUUUGUAUGUGUGAAGCAGUUCGGUGAGACGUCCCAACUCUGCACGGCAAGAAUCGAACACUGUCGGCGCCCCCCCCCCCUUGAUUUCCCACACCAGAAUAACCACAGUUUUGAAUUUGAAUGGCGUACGUUAGUUUUCCCUGUUUUUGUUUUUCGUGUGAGGAGAAUUAACAGCGACAUCUAGAUUCUUUUGU
Molecule: messenger RNA, 3512 nt
Organism: Leptonychotes weddellii (Weddell seal)
Lineage: Eukaryota; Metazoa; Chordata; Mammalia; Carnivora; Phocidae
Source: RefSeq, a predicted model, not a curated record